Marchantia polymorpha subsp. ruderalis is the source of this 3667-nucleotide messenger RNA. Lineage: Eukaryota; Viridiplantae; Streptophyta; Marchantiopsida; Marchantiales; Marchantiaceae. The record is from the annotation of a GenBank genome assembly.
GCGAGUCCAAACGAAUUCGCAAGUUUAGCACAGGCUCUCCAUUCUGAGUCUCGCUCCUUGGGAACCUCUCUCUGUCUCUCACAUGUGGAGUGGAUCGAUCGAGUUUUCCAGCUUCAGGAGAAGACGAGAAUGGACAUGAAACUGUAAGUUUUACUGCCGAACUCAGAGGAGAAAGGAGCCAGCCAUGAAUCUGCAGGUAUUGCAGCAGACGGCGUUGGGGGUUCUGAUUUUGUGCAGUAUCUGGAUCUGCUGUGAUGCUCUCUAUGAGGAUCAAGUUGGAGUGUGGGAUUGGCACCAGCAGUACAUUGGGAAAGUGAAGCAUGCCGUCUUUCAGACACAAGGCAGCGGAAGGAAGCGCGUCAUUGUUGGGACCGAGGAGGAUGCUAUAGCAUCCCUGAAUCUACGGACAGGGGAAGUUUACUGGAGGCGUGUUUUGGGGGAAGGCGACUCAGUUAACGCGUUGGAUAUCAUUAAUGGAAAAUAUGUCAUUUCACUGUCCAAGGAUGGCAGCAAUGUCAGAGCUUGGCAUCUCCCCGAUGGUGCUCUUGUGUGGGAAUCUCUUCUUCUACCAUCUAUGGGAUCUGUCGCAAGUUUACUCGUUCUACCUGUAGAUAUCAACAACGACAGGAUGAAUGACAUGCUUAUUUUCAGCGGAAGUAUGCUUUAUGCUCUUUCCUGUCACGAUGGGGGUAUUAUUUGGAAAGCAGAUUUGCAAGCCUUAAGGGAGGAUCUUGUCAUAAAGAAAGUAAGCUUGUCAUCUGACGGUACACUUUUUGGAGUGGGUUUUUCGGACGUUUCUGGAUUGGUUAUUGUUGAAAUCGAUCUGCGAUUUGGUCACAUAAGAAAAAUCAAUCCAGUUGGCAUAUCUAAAGCUCUGGACACGAAGGAGCUUAUGCUUGUCAACGGCGUUGCAGUGGCAUUGGAUGCCGCCUUUACGACUGUCGUGACAGCCCUUAUCAAAACUGGCGGUGAUGUCAAAAUUGUUGAGACUCUCUUAUCGGAUCUUGUGUCUGCCGAAGUGAAGAGUGCUCAAAUUUUAUCCACAACUUUGGAAGGAGCCGUGGCUUUUCAAGUGAAUGGAAAAGUUGUUGUGGUUAAAGUUGAUUCAGCGACUGGUCAGUUGGAUGUUUUGGAAGUAUUUGAGAGCUCUGUCGUUCUCAGCAACAGUUUGAACGUUGUAGAAAGCAAGCACGCAACGGCUAUAGUUGAACCAACCGAGGACGGAGGCAGUAUCGGGAAGUUCUCUCUUAGAGUGGUCUAUGCAAACAGUUGGAGUGUGGAUGCCGCGAAGGACAGUGUCAGUUUGGAGUCACAUCGAGGUCUUAUAAGGAAGGUCUUCUUGAAUGCCUACCUUCGGACAGACAGAAGCUAUGGUUUUAGAGCUUUAGUUGUCGGGGAAGAUGAUUCUUUGUCUUUGUUACAGCAAGGAGAGGUUGUAUGGACGCGGGAGGACGGGCUUGCUUCCAUUAUCGAUACAUGGACUAGUGAGCUCCCUCUAGAACGAGACAGACAUCCCGUGUCUGAGGUCGAGCACGAUCUGGCGGAUUGGCUCAGGGGUCACUGGCUGAAGCUGAAGGCUACCUUAUUCUUGGCCAGCGCAGAAGAACUCGCCGCAGUCCAGGCUUUGCGUUUGCAUAGCUCUGAUAAGACGAAAAUGGCCAGGGACCAUAAUGGGUUUCGCAAGCUCUUGAUUGUAUUGACGAAGGCUGGCAAGGUCAUUGCAUUGCACACCGGUGAUGGUCGAAUAGUUUGGUCUGUUCUUCUGCCUAGUCUGCGUGCUGAGUCUGGAAUAUCCAAAGUUCCGCUUAAGUUAAUGCCAUGGCAAGUUCCUCAUCAGCAUGCCUUGGAUGAAAAUCCGGUUGUUUUGGUAGUAGGAAGGUCCAAAGGAAUUAGUGAUAGCACCGGGAUACUCUCUUGGGUGGACGUAUACAAAGGCAAGGAGCUAAGGUCUUCAAAGCUUAACUUUCCCGUCAAACUUAUGAUUCCUCUUCCUUUCACCGAUACUUCAGAACAACGCCUUCAUCUUUUCAUAGACGACAAACAAAAAGCUCACGUGUUCCCAGCGACCGAAGAAAGUCUAUCGUUGUUUCUGAAGCACAAAGCAAAUGUGGUCUACCAUAUAGUCGACAAGGAAAAGGGUACCAUUGUUGGCUACACUAUAAAAAAUAUGGUUGAUGGCAUCACUGAAGGAGAGACAGAUGGCCAUGUAUUCCAUACAGAGCCAAUAUGGUCAGUCAUAUUUCCAUCAGAGACUGAAGUGAUCUCAACUGUCGUCACACGAAGACCGGACGAGGCUGUGCAUACUCAAAGCAAGAUCCUUGGUAGCCGGGACGUCCUGUACAAGUAUCUCAAUAAGAAUAUGAUAUUCGUCGCUACUGUGACACCCAAAGCAGCCCAACAUAUUGGAAGUGCCACUCCGGAAGAAGCAGGACUCGUUGCUUAUCUUAUUGAUACAGUGACAGGUCGAGUUUUACAUCGUGUGUCGCAUCCAUUUAUGCAAGGGCCGGUUCAUGCGGUCUUCAACGAGAAUUGGGUUGUUUAUCACUACUUCAAUCUGAAGAUGUAUCGGUAUGAGAUGUCAGUAAUUGAGAUCUACGAUCAAAAUCGCAUGGGCGACAAAGGAGUGUUACAGUUGAUGCUAGGCAGGCAUAACGCGAGUUCUCCUGUUUCAUCGUAUUCUAUCCCAAGCAUAGAAGUGAAAACUCAGACCUACUUCUUCACAUUUAGUGUGAAGGCCAUGACCGUAACUUCUACCGCACGAGGGAUUACAGGAAAGCACAUCCUCGUUGGAACCGUGAAUGACCAGGUGCUCGCUUUAGACAAACGUUUCUUUGACCCGAGGCGAACCGUGAGUCCCUCACAAGCUGAGCGAGAAGAGGGAAUCAUCCCUUUGACUGAUGCGAUCCCCAUUUUUCCUCAGUCUUAUAUCACGCAUGUGCAUCAAGUCGAAGGAUUGAGAGGUAUCCUGACAGUGCCUGCACGUCUGGAGUCGACCUCCCUUGUUUUCACUUACGGCCUCGACUUGUUCUUUACGCGGACGGCUCCUUCUCGGACAUAUGAUUCUCUAACCGAGGACUUUAGCUAUGCUUUGCUGCUAAUUACAAUUGUGGCCCUCAUUAUCGGUAUAGUCGUUACUUGGAUACUUUCAGAAAGGAAGGAACUCGGAGAGAAAUGGAAGUGAUCAUUAGGGAGUCAGCGUUCCAUUGAAAUUCCAAGCUCCGACCGUUUACAGACAAGUCUGAAAAGUCAUUUGCAAGAAUUGAGGAAGGAGGGAUACUCUCUGCCGGCUUCUUAGAUAGUCAGUGACAGAGUCGUGGGGGUUUCCUCAGUCAUGCCGAAUUGAGGAUAACAUGAGGUCUUCAUCCCUGGUCAGAACAAGAUUACUCGAAUUUAUGCGAGAGAAGAUUCAGAGACCUUUGUAGUCCACCAAACCGUCGAGGUCAUUAGGCAGCGUUACUGCCAAGUGCCUUAAAAGAGCACUUCACGUCGAGGACAUACCCCCUCAUUCACUGUUCUAGAAGAUUUUGCGGAGAAGUAAACGAAAUCAGGGCUUCAGUCUUUCUGUAUGUCCUUUCACGGGUUGCGAGGUGAAACCCCGCAACCCGUGACCGUUGGAAUGGGGCUUUGCUGUGGUCUAGUUUUGUGGAACUGUAUGGCGAUAAAGGGA